AAAGAUCUUGAGUUUGAAGGUUUUGGAUGAAAAAGAAAACUGAGGAGAUCAUUAUUAACUACAUUAUACCGUGACAGUGAAGUAAAUGGUUGCAAGGCGGCUCUCAUCCAUUUUUAACUACAUGAGGCAGCGAAGCAUUUCUAGCCUGCUUAUAGUUAGCAAUGUUUAGUUUUCAGAAAAUUUAUCUUCUAUUGACAGUGUUAUUUCUGCUAGAGAAGCCUGUCAUAAGCAAGGAUCGGUGCAGGGAGAAGUGUGGACGCGUUCAUAUUGAAUUUCCAUUUUACCUCAGAAAUAACAAUUUGAGUCACACCACUGGCCAUCAUCCUGGGUUCGAUCUGUUUUGUAACGAUAAAGAUGAGACUGUGCUGGAGCUCCCUGCUGUUCCAAUUAAAUUAUUUGUAAAAAAAAUAGAUUACAAGUCUCAGCAAAUCCAAAUUUAUGACCCUGAAAAUUGCCUUCCCAAGGUGUUCUUAAAACUCGGUAAUUACUCUAUUUAUCCAUUCAAAUUCCAAUCAGUUCUUUCGGAGAAGUAUAAUGUUUCCUUCUUCUUUUGCAAUUCAAUUUUGUGCCCGAUUUGGCGACUAUCUAACUAUCCAUGGAUUGAUCCUGAAUUGAUAUCUUGCACCAAGGUGGAAGAUGUUUUGUCCGUGGAGUGGUUGGAUGGUGAGGAGAUCAUGAUCAUGAACUCUAUCUUGAAAUGGUCAAAACCCAACUGUAAUCAGUGUGAAGCACAAGGCCAGAAAUGUAAAUGGAAGAAUGGUACCCAAGAUGAAACUGAAUGUUUCAUUUGCCCAACAAACGCCAUUCCAACAUCAACUAUUGUACUCAUUGCUGCAGUUGGUUUGAUGCUUUUUCUGCUACUGGUUAAAGCUUUGUUCUACAUGUAUGGAUAUUAUAAGAUAAAAGAAGAAGACCAGGCUCGGAUAGAGAAAUUCUUGGAGGAUUAUGCGGCAAUGAAACCUACUAGAUUCACUUAUGCUGACAUUAAGAGAAUCACAAAUGGGUUUAGUGAAAGUUUAGGGGAAGGGGCACAUGGAAAAGUGUUCAAAGGAAUGCUCUCCCAACAAAUUCUUGUUGCUGUGAAGAUUCUCAAUGACACAGUUGGAGAUGGGAAGGACUUCAUAAAUGAAGUGGGAAUCAUUGGAAAAAUUCAUCACAUUAACGUUGUUCGCUUGCUUGGAUUCUGCGCAGAUGGAUUCCACCGAGCUCUUGUCUAUGAUUUCUUCCCGAAUGGUUCUCUUGAAAAGUUCUUAGCACCACCGGACAACAACGAUGUUUUCCUCGGUUGGGAGAAAUUGCAACAAAUUGCUCUUGGUGUUGCCACAGGGAUUGAGUAUCUCCAUCUUGGUUGUGAUCAUAGAAUACUUCACUUCGACAUCAAUCCUCACAAUGUUUUACUAGAUGACCACUUCCUCCCCAUAAUCACGGAUUUUGGACUUGCCAAGUUGUGUCCCAAAAAUCAAAGCACGGUGUCUAUGACCGCAGCAAGAGGAACGUUAGGGUACAUUGCCCCUGAAGUUUUCUCAAGAAACUUCGGUAACGUGUCUUACAAGUCUGACAUUUACAGCUAUGGAAUGUUGUUGCUAGAGAUGGUGGGAGGAAGAAAGAAUACAAAUAUGUCAGCUGAGGAAAUUUUCCAAGUUCUAUACCCUGAAUGGAUCCAUAAUUUGCUGGAAGGUAGAGACUUUCAAGUUACUAUUGAGGAUGAGGGAGAUGUUCAAAUAGCAAAGAAACUGGCCAUUGUAGGACUUAGGUGCAUUCAGUGGAAUCCAAGGGACCGCCCAUCCAUGAAAACUGUGGUACAAAUGCUUAAAGGAGAUGGAGAUGAUUUAAUUGCACCUCCUACUCCUUUUGACAUCACUGGUUCUUCUAGAACAAAUGCUCUUGUUCCAAUAAGACGUCAGAAUUUCGAGUUGGAAGUUAUUCAUGAAAUAGAAGAGUAAAUGAUGUUGAUAGUCUAUUAUCCGUAUAGGCUUAUUAUUCUACAUGUUAGUUUAUUUUUUCCUAUUCUUGCAUUAAUCUUCUAGGAUUAUACUUUGAGCUUUAGUUUCUGACUUCAUGUCUGAAUAGAAGAUGUAUUUUAUAGAAGUUGUAAGACCUAUCAGCACUGUUAAUAGUCUGUUAUCCGUGUAAGCUUAACAAUCUACUUGUUUAUUGUUUGUUAGAUGAAGCUUCUAAGGCUUUACUUAAGAAUUUUAGUUUCUACACUUGUCUGGAUGGAAGAUUCUCGUAUAGUGCGGACUGUCUUGCAAUACAAAAUUAUAUCUUUUUUCUUU
Molecule: messenger RNA, 2276 nt
Organism: Glycine soja
Lineage: Eukaryota; Viridiplantae; Streptophyta; Magnoliopsida; Fabales; Fabaceae
Product: rust resistance kinase Lr10-like
Exons: 2
Coding region: 162-1943 (593 amino acids)
Biological process (GO): protein phosphorylation
Molecular function (GO): protein kinase activity; ATP binding; polysaccharide binding
Source: RefSeq, a predicted model, not a curated record